CAAAUCAUGUUUAAUUGAACGUGCUAGUUGUGGACGUACAAUCCGAUGACUGCCAUGAACAGCUAGCUCUGUUCAAUGAUUACUCAGUGUUGACAGAUGUGUAUUUGUUAAAAGUAAUCUUAUUAUACAGUUUAGAAGGUCCCAUGGACACUCCAACAAAAGUAUUGUGUGGGAUAUGUGACGCCCAGCAUAUCACGAAAAUUGCAGAUUUCUGGUGCCCGGAGUGUGACGAUGGUCUCUGUGAUAAAUGUAAAAGCCAUCAUAGCUUUUCCAAAGCAAGUCGACAUCAUGACGUUAUUUCAAUUGAGGACUACAGAAAAUUGCCCACUGAAAUUUCAAGUAUAAUGCACCACUGCACCGAACAUGAGAAAAAUCUUCAAAUGUACUGUCCCCGUCAUGAUCAACUUUGUUGUCUUUUAUGCAUUUCAACAAGUCAUAAAGAUUGUACGGGGAUGUUACCCAUUGAGGACAUUGCGAAAACGUCUCAAUCUAGUGGUUUAUUUGAAAGUUUGCAGAACUCAUUAGAAGGCAUGAAAAACAACAUUGAUAGAAUAGUCCAAGACAGACAAACAAAUCUUACAAACAUAAAAGCACAGCGACAAAAAAUUUAUGAUGGACUCAAACAACUACGCAAAAGAAUAAACUGCCAUCUUGAUAAACUAGAAAAAGAAACCAUUAAACAGUUAUGCACAGCUGAAUGUGAUAUGAAUAUCAAAAUUGAGGAUCUGUUAAAAGAACUUCAGGAGAAAUCAGAUAGGAUAGCAGUGUUACAAAAUAACAUUUCAUAUCUUAAGAAUCAUGCAUCGGACUUACAAAGUUUCAUAGGAAGCAAAAAGCUCCAGGAGAAGAUCGAGUCUGAAGAGACAUAUAUUCAGUCAUUAACAGAAGAUGGCCGCUUGAAACAGCUUUCCUUGAAAUGUGCUCAAAAUGAGUUUAUUGAGGAUUUACUCCUAAACAUCACGUCAUUUGGACUGAUAUCGAUGGAAACUAGUCCACCAACUGUUGUGAUCAAAUUGGAAAAGAUCAAACAAGCUCAGAUAAUGUCUGCCAGCGUGAUUCCAGAACCUGUCGACGAUAUGAAUGCUACAUUCUCUGGUAUGAUUAACAAUUCAACAGACAAUAUUGGUCCAAGAGUGGAUGUCAAAAGAACAAAAAAAGUGGACCCAAGACCAUGUAGUGUGUGCUUUACAACAGGUUUCUGCCAGUGCAGCAGAUGUAAGACGCCAUACUGUAGUGAAGAAUGUCAGAGAUCUGACUGGGACAAACAUAAACACUUGUGUCAAGAUCUAAGCAAAUGAAGACUAAAUUACAAGAAAGUACAGGUGGUAGUGGAAUACAACACAAACACAGAUUCACAGAAGACCCCGAACAAACACCAUGGACAGAAAAGUCCUAAAUCUUCAGAUGGUUGUGUCAGAAACAUAGUUUUUCUCUUGGGCUAAUAAA
Messenger RNA from Mytilus californianus (California mussel), 1446 nucleotides. Its product is annotated as E3 ubiquitin/ISG15 ligase TRIM25-like. The coding region runs from base 144 to 1298 and encodes 384 amino acids. The record is from RefSeq and is a predicted model, not a curated record. Gene Ontology annotation, molecular function: zinc ion binding. The transcript is spliced from 5 exons. Lineage: Eukaryota; Metazoa; Mollusca; Bivalvia; Mytilida; Mytilidae.